AACCAAACCCUAAAUUUUCUCCGGCGUAGUUCAAAAACUACAGCACCGCCGAUGGGCUCCGAGAUAGCCCUCCAGGACUACCUGUCCCCGGACCCACCACACCACCACCAACGCCUCCACCUUCCAUCACUCAACCUCGAAGACUCGGCCAAAAACGUCGCAGUUCCAGCGGCGCUGCUCACCUCCACCACCACAGUGACCACAGUCUCGACCGGUGACAACUCAGGCAAAACGACGGCGACGCAGCUCAGCCGCACACGGAGGUCAACCAACACCAAAGACCGCCACACCAAGGUCAACGGCCGCGGACGCCGUGUCCGAAUGCCCGCCAUGUGCGCCGCCAGAAUCUUCCAGCUGACGAGGGAGCUCGGACAUCGCUCCGACGGCGAGACCAUCGAGUGGCUCCUCUGCCACGCCGAGCCCUCCAUCAUCGCCGCCACCGGCACUGGCACCCAACCGGCGCAGCUCUGCACCUCCUCCCCUUCCAUGCCCGCCUCAAUGCCCUCCCUCCUCCCCGGCCGCCCCACCGUCACCACCUCCGCCGUCGCCGGUCAGUUCUUCUACCACCACCUCCAGCUCCCUGUCUCUCAGUCCCACCAGCAGCAGCUGAGCUGCAGGCUCGACUUGUGCCAGCCGCUUCCCGGUCUGGACUACGGGGUGGCGGCCGGGAACGAUAACAACAGCGGCGGGUUUCAGAACAGCAACCAAGGGUACAACGAACAUGGAUUCACGGCGCUGCUGCUGCAGUCUGGAGUUGGUGGCGACGGCGGUGAGGCCGCCCCGGCAGAAGGCUCUGAGGGACUAGACUAGAGAACAU
Argentina anserina (silverweed cinquefoil) is the source of this 817-nucleotide messenger RNA. RefSeq names its product transcription factor TCP11. Gene Ontology annotation, molecular function: sequence-specific DNA binding; DNA-binding transcription factor activity. The transcript has a single exon. Bases 52 to 810 code for a protein of 252 amino acids. Gene Ontology annotation, cellular component: nucleus. Lineage: Eukaryota; Viridiplantae; Streptophyta; Magnoliopsida; Rosales; Rosaceae. The record is from RefSeq and is a predicted model, not a curated record.